UCUCUAUAGAACACAAAUUAAAAAAAAAACGCAGCGAACUCAUAUGAACUCAGCCAGGUGUUCAUCAGCCAACUAAACACUACCGUUGGGCUUCAGUUCCAAGUUCGGAUCCGAAUCCCGCUAUGAUCCGAUUAGGGUUUUAUUUUAUUUUAUUUCAUUUUAUUUUUAUUUUAUUUUUCUCGUUUAGGGUUUCCAGUUUCCACUCUCUCCACUCGCGCUGCUUUGUUUCUCUUCAUCGCCAUGAAUGGAAUCCCUAUCGCGCUUGAGAACCUCCAUUCUCGUUCUCUAUCGUCAUCCUUCGCCUCCAACGCCAUCACCGUUGCCGUCGCACAGAUCUGCCUCAAAGCCGGCUGCAAUGGCGCCCGAACAUCCGUUCUUCACGCCUUAGCUGACAUCGCCGGCCGCUACAUCCAGGCACUAGCUCGCUCGGCUGCCGAAGCAGCAAACGCGCGUGGCCGCACUAACUCGAACCUCCUCGACAUCACCCGCGCUAUUGAAGACCUCUGUUCAAACUCAGGCUUCCGCUUCGCAUCCGACCCUAUGAGGCCACUACUGAAAUCGGCGGUGCUGAAGGAGAUAGCAGCGUUUGUGCGAUCAGCGGAUGAGAUCCCCUUCGCGAGGCCGAUGCGAAGGAAGGAGGCGGAAAAAGUUAGGGUUUUGAUGAGCUUCGCACAGGUGGGGAAGGAGCCGCCAUUGCGGCAGGUGCCGCGGUGGUUGCCGUGCUUCCCGGAGUUAUGGGAAAAGGGGAAACGUAAGGCUUUAGUGGAUUCGGGUUUGGAGGGGUUCGGGUCGGAUCCUGUUCAGAAUCCGGAUCCGAAAAGGAGGUUAGUGGUGGUGAACAGGGAGUUGCCGGUGGUGAGAGCGAGGGUGAAGUUUAGGAUCGGGUUGGGAAAGGACACGAGGAAAAGCAAAAAAUAAUAAUAAUAAUUUUUUAU
Messenger RNA from Dioscorea cayenensis subsp. rotundata (Guinea yam), 935 nucleotides. RefSeq names its product transcription initiation factor TFIID subunit 8-like. NCBI's taxonomy places the organism in Eukaryota, Viridiplantae, Streptophyta, Magnoliopsida, Dioscoreales, Dioscoreaceae. The coding region runs from base 241 to 918 and encodes 225 amino acids. The transcript has a single exon. The record is from RefSeq and is a predicted model, not a curated record. Gene Ontology annotation, molecular function: protein heterodimerization activity. Gene Ontology annotation, cellular component: transcription factor TFIID complex.